UCACUUCAACAUGCCUGGCUGUCAACAAAUGUCACUGUUCAAUACGUCAAAAAUGGAGGAGGACCGUCUUUUCGACGAGAGAGUUUCAAUUCGAGAAUCUGCUCGACCAUUGAAAAAAUACGGCAGCACUUGCAAUCAUAUGAAAAGGAACGAAGAAUACAUUAAGCAUGUCAUGUCUAAAGGUGAUACGCUGCAAGGAAUCGCUCUGAAAUAUGGUGUAACUAUGGAGAAAAUAAGGAGAGCGAAUCGGCUAUUUGCCACGGAUAGUUUGUUUUUGAGGGAGUAUCUUCUUAUACCCGUGACAAAAGAUUCCCCUUUCUACGAGAAUGGGGAGCGAGUGACUGAGCCAGCGCCGCCCAGCCAUCGAGCGUCAAUCGCUGGGAUGCCUACUAGAGACUUUUCGCCAGGCAGUCCAGACGAAAAGAAAAGUUUUGACGACUUUUUGAAUAGGCUAGACUCAUCCCUGGCAGAUAUAAAGAAACAUGUUGAAAAGUCCAAGGAAAACAGUGAAUUCGUGAAAGAAAUCGACGAGGGCUUCGUGAGACACCGCCCGACCGCCCGCUUGCGGCAGUCAGCGUCAAUGGGCGCGUCCACGUCGUACAACGAGGUGAUCCCGCCGCCGCUGCCGCCGCCGACCGCCACCCUGACCCAGGGUCGCCGGGUCGACUCCUCGCUGAAGCGUCUGGAGAGAGCGCACGACGACCUGUUCCAGUUGUAGCGGUCGAGGCAGCGCAGGUAUGCGCGGUUCCAAUGAACGUGACGCCUGCGGCUGAGACGUCCAGCAUCCAUAUUACGUAAGGCGAUUGCCCCCAGACGCCAUGAAGUCGCUAUCAUCGUGAUAGCAACUACGGCUGUCAGGACUCAGCGAUCGCCAUCCGUAAUAGCACCGCGUACGGUGAGCGCGUGAGGUCACCUCCACAUGGACACUAUCUGUGAGUGAUGACGUUUUAGUCCUAUGAACACAAGUAAAAGUAAUCUAAUAAUUUUAAGUAUAGUUAAAUAUAACACCCAACAGUCGAUAGCUUUGGUAGGCUGACGUUGAAAGGUCCGAGUGUCUGAAAAAUAGUUUGCUAUGAACGAAAACAGUUCCAGGUUCUACAUUUUGUACAGACGAUAGCACAUCAAGAUGAAAACUCAUAUUAUGUAGUUACAAUAGACACUAAAGUACGAGUAGCUGUGUUUUCGACUGUACAUCUUACAUUAUUUUGUUCAUAAACAUGAUCAUCUUUGCCGAUAUACGCAAAAUUUGGGCCUUCACUCGCUUUGCUACUUCGGAGUAGCAAAGUUAUAGGACGUGCAAGGACCGCGUACAUAUUUAAUAUGACCAGAAUUUGGUUAUAAAUGUAGAGAAAUAAUACCUUGCUUGACAAAAAUAAGCAAAUUAAUGUCACAUUUAUUUCAGUUAAAACUUCUUUAUAAGGGUAGCUGAUUGUAUAUUGGUCAAAUCAAUAUGUUUAUCCAUGAUUAACCCAAAUAGUAUGUUAAUGAUUUGCAAAUCUGAAUGUAAUCUUGAGAUAAAAUAAGUGUAUCUAGUAAAUCAGUACCGAAUUAUCAAUGACUGAUUCAUUGAUAUUUGACCUGUUGGCCAAAUAAUAUGUACCACUGUAAUGCAUCAAGACGCUAUAUUAAAUAAUAAAUUGAAACGAUGUUGUUAUAAAAUCUCCAAAAUUACAUCCUAUUUACACGUAAGCAAAAAACAGAAACGAAUUUUCAGAUUGUGUGUGAACUUGUAUCUCCAAAUAAAACCUGGCAGCUAGUCAUUAAGACCAUAGGUAUGCACAAUGGCAACAAUUUACUAACCAAUAGGUUAGUAAAUUGUUAAGUACUUCCUAAAGUACAUAAUAAUGUACUGUAGGAAGUACUUUAUCGCCGCUUUCUAUGUACUGUAUACAGAUAUUCAAUCUCGAACCUCACGCAGCUCACUGGAUGGUCAAGUGAUAAAUUACUAUUCAUAAUAAAUAUAGAUAUUAGCUAGGUAAUGCGUAUAUUAUAUGAAUAUGUAUCAGCCCUUUUAAGAAACCGGUCUUACCGCUGCCUCUGACAAGACCAGCUCAUAGACAAAGUAACAUUCGAUAUUUAAAUUCGAGAAUUUAAAUUAGAAAUGACGAAAGCUUUCGGCGACUAGUUUGACCGAAGCUAUCUAAUGCCACGUAGAUUAUAAAAUAUUUCAUAGACAUAGAUUUACUGGCGCUUAUUAACUAGCGGAGCGAAAUCGUUUCGAGACGUUACUUUGUCUACAAGCUAUAGCGAUAGAUAGACAUAGACAAUACAUAAUAUUGGUUGUUAUAUGCAAAGUCGUAUUUGCAUUUUUUGUUUUAGAAUUAUCUAUUUAUUUAAAUUGGUACAUGCAAAAUUCCAUAAUGCUGUGAGAUGUAAUUAUAUUUUUAGCGAACAUAGUAAAAUAAAUUAGCCUAUUUGAUGAAUUAGCUAAAUGCAGUAAAGGUCACAUUAUGAGAAAUCAUAGCCUCUAAAUGUGUAGCAUUCUACCGAUAAGUCAAGAUGAGUAUCUAAUAAAUUAUGUGUUAGAUAUGAAUACGUCCACGUAACCAAACAAUAUACAUAAACGUAACUAAAUAAUAAUGCCUACCUACAUAAAAUAUAUGGGAUUUUCUUACUAAAAUAUGAAUGUUGCUAUUUUAACUGUAGGCAAAAUAUACAUUAAAAAAAACUGAAUUAAAUAGCGUUGACUCGUUUUAUAUUAUAGAUUUCCUAAAAUAUGGCAAAUAAAUUACGCAUAUUUAAACAUAGCAUAUUAAAACCUAAAUUAAUAAUAUAUCCAUACUUGUUUUUAAAGUAAAUCAUAAU
Molecule: messenger RNA, 2805 nt
Organism: Ostrinia nubilalis (European corn borer)
Lineage: Eukaryota; Metazoa; Arthropoda; Insecta; Lepidoptera; Crambidae
Gene: red
Product: lysM and putative peptidoglycan-binding domain-containing protein 2
Exons: 4
Coding region: 11-718 (235 amino acids)
Source: RefSeq, a predicted model, not a curated record